AGCAGAGCUGCGCUUAACAGCAAUCACCGAUAGCAACGCACAACUGAGUUGAUUGCUUAUCGAUAACACAUUCACGCAAAAGAAGAAGCAGAUUGUUUUGAUGCAGCUAAUUUUUAAUUGAAUAAAUUUUGUGAUUAUUGCUGAAGCAUUUAUAAUGGAAACUUGAGCACAAAAAUGAUUUGCCGUCUGUGCUUGAACAGCGUCAGCGACACCAUUCAAAUAUUUGAGGGCGUCGGCCUAUCACUGAACAUAGCCACAGUGCUGGCGAAAUACUUUUGGUUUCAGCCGAAAAGCGAUGAUCCCAUAUCGACGGCCGUCUGUGGGGGCUGCUGGACGCGGGUCAGUGACUUUAACGAAUUCUAUGCGAGCGUGGAAAAGGCGCAUCGUCUCCUCACCGAACGUUUCUCCCUCAAAGGCGGCGAACCCCAGCAGGAGAAGCUCCAUGCAAGUAGCCAGAGUCUGUUGGUCGGUGAGGGCAAGAAGGAGGCGAUAGACAUGCAGGAGGACACUAAAGACUUCCUUUAUCAUGCUGAGGAUGAUGACUUGGAUCAGGAUCAGGAUCAGGACACGGCCGUCGACGAUUUGUAUGUCAGCGGCAACGAGAGCGAUACAGCUGCAUCGUUUAGCAAUGAGCAGUUCCUCACCGAUGUGCUUGCCCAGCAGGCACAAGCAAAUAGUGAUCCUGCUGCAGAAGAAGUGCCCACUGAACCGGAACCAGAGCAAACAGCUGCUGUGCUACAGCCAACUCCUGAAGCUGUUCAGGAGCGUCGUGAAACGCGCUCCACGCGUGCUAAGAGCAAAGCGCACCAGGUAAAUGAAUCGCCUCCAGCUGAAAAGAAAACACCAGCCAAGCGACGAGGCCGAUCAAAAACGGAGAAAGUCGUUGCCAGCGAUGCGGAGGAGUUGCCCAAGCACAAACGUUAUGUGGACUACAAGAAAUCCAUGCUGGAGAUUGAUGAGAAGAUCGCCCAACAUAUGCGCCUCACCUGCAGCGUUUGCCAUGCGGGACAGGAGACUUUCCGGAAGCUGUGCGAGCACAUGAUGCAGAUGCAUCAUCGCAAGGGGUAUGCGGUCUGCUGUAACAGGAAGUUCUACAAGCGCUCCUUUCUCACCGAUCACAUCGAUCGCCACUCAAAUCCCGAGAAAUUUAAAUGCGAUCUGUGCGACCGAACCUUUGCAGACAAGCAGUGCCUGCGCAAUCACGAGCUGCUCAAGCACCAGCCGGACGAGCAGAAGAAGUUCAUGUGCGAGCACUGUCCCAAGCGCUAUAUCAAGCAGUAUCUAUUGGAUCAGCAUCGCAUCAUACACAAGGAGCGCAAUGUGCCCUGCAACAUAUGCGACAGACGUUUUCCCAACGUUUCGAGACUGUGUACGCAUGUGAAAAUGGUGCAUGGCAAUUAUGGAACCAUGUGCGACAUUUGCGCUCAAGUUAUCCGAGGACCAGCUGCAUUUGAACGCCAUCAGCUGACGCACGCCGGGAUUACGGAGCCAAAGGUGCAGUGCGAGAUAUGCGGUUCGUGGCACAAGAACAAGACCAGUUUGAAGAAGCAUGUGCGUCGCCACAACGCCUCAUCGGAGGAGUGCAAGUGCAACAUCUGCGGCAAGGUGUCGCCCAAUCGCAGCGCCAUGCUCAGCCAUCAGAGCUAUGUGCACAAUACGGAUCGGGCGCAUGGCUGCAGUGUGUGCAACAAGAAAUUUAAGAAGGCCAUCAAUCUGAAGGAGCACAUGGCCACGCAUACAGGCGAGGUGCUCUACAAGUGUCCGCACUGUCCGAAGACCUUCAAUUCAAAUGCCAACAAGCAUUCGCAUCGUAAAAAGUGCCAUCCCAAGGAGUUCGAGGAGGCGCGCAAGGCACGUAUACAGAAGCGCAUGGGCGCCGAUGCGAUCGAGCAAUCGAGCAAAUCCCAAACUAGUCUAAUCACAAUCAUGUCGGGCGAAACGGAUAGCGAACUGGAAACGCACAAUAUACUGGUGACCACAACGACGACGACGUCGGCGACGGCAGCGGCGGAGGAGGCGGAGCACAGCGAUGAUGAUUUCAAGGGCGAGGACAUUGAGUUUAUGCUCGAACUCAGUCCACAGCCGGUCGAAUAGACAAUCUGUUUAAUAAUUAUGUGUUUGAAUAGUGUAUUUUUAUGUAUUAAGUGAAAUCCUUAGGCUAGCAUCAAGUAACAAAAUUAAAUAGACACAGAUCAGAUAAAAGUCAGGAAUGUUACACA
Molecule: messenger RNA, 2219 nt
Organism: Drosophila grimshawi
Lineage: Eukaryota; Metazoa; Arthropoda; Insecta; Diptera; Drosophilidae
Product: transcription factor grauzone
Exons: 4
Coding region: 175-2094 (639 amino acids)
Cellular component (GO): nucleus
Molecular function (GO): zinc ion binding; DNA-binding transcription factor activity
Source: RefSeq, a predicted model, not a curated record